Peromyscus eremicus (cactus mouse) is the source of this 1774-nucleotide messenger RNA. RefSeq names its product chromosome 2 C1orf167 homolog (gene C2H1orf167). NCBI's taxonomy places the organism in Eukaryota, Metazoa, Chordata, Mammalia, Rodentia, Cricetidae. The coding region runs from base 1 to 1716 and encodes 571 amino acids. The record is from RefSeq and is a predicted model, not a curated record. The transcript has 12 exons.
AUGUGGGAGGCCAGGUGCUUCAGGGCCUGGUACCAGUUCGUGCAGAGAGGGGCCCAGUGCAGGAGACACGUGGUCCACCGAAGGGUGCGGGUCCUGAGGACGUGCCUGGGACGGUGGAUGGAGUUGAGGCAGCUCCAGGCCUCAGAUGUGGCAAAAGUGACUCAGUUGGCCCUCUACCGGCGGAAGGCGGGGAAUAAGGCCCUCAACAUCUUAGUCCCAGGAACUGCCACCGCUCAUUGCCUGGAGACAGUGGUCCAGGCCCAGGAACUACCCAAGGAGCCAGAUCGGUGCUCCCUGUGGGAAGCUUGCCAAAAGUUGGCUCUGCAACGGGCCCUGCUGCUCUGGAGGACGCGACUCUACCAGCACCAGCAAGCUGUCUCCUUUUUUCAGGGCAUGCAGAAGAGGGCUCUGCAGUACAUCCUGAAGCUGUGGCGCUUGAGGGUCUGGGGUCUAGACCCUCCCUCGAGCAGCAUGGAGACCAUGUUAGCCCUGGAGCCAUGGGGCAACAGGCCAGGAGGGGAGGCCUGGCUGGGCUGCAGAAGAUCAGGAGGGUCACUGGAAAAGGUGCGGAUCCAGCAGACUCAGGGCGCAGUGAGGUUGUCCUGGCGUACCCUCCAGAGGCGCUAUUUCCAGACCUGGUGCCAGCGCCUGAGGAACACAGGAGUGUCCCAGGACCAGCAUCAAGUCUUCCAGGACGACCUGAGAAAAGACCUGGGGGCCACACUUGCUGGCUCACAGGAGGCCUGCAGAGCAGGGCCCCCAGCACAGGAUCGCCGCUGUGUGGCCCAGGCCUCUGUCCUGGGCUGGAGAAGCUUUCUGCAACAGAGUGGAGCUGACAGGCCGCUGAGGAAGGCCCAGACCCAGCAGGCUUUUGUGGUUUGGGUUCUAGAGGUCUGGAUGCAGUUAGCAGCCCAGGCUCAUGUCCAACGAGCUGAUAUCACCCAAUGCUGGCAGAGGCUUCAGUGUCUCCUUAGGACCCACUGGGUUCAGGGACAGUCAACUCUGUUGAGACAGAGGCUAGAGCCACAGACCCAGGCACACGGCAUGGACUUCAGGCACUGGCUGAGGCUGGCCAGCAGAGGGCGCCUCCUGCAACUGAUGGACACCCCAAAUUUUUUGAUACAGACCCACAGCUGCUGGAUACCUGUUCUACCAAAUGUGUUGCCCAGCCUGGCAUGGCAGCACGGAAGAGGCAUACAGAGGACCCCAUCCUGUGCUCUGAGUGACAGAGAGAGACCCCUCUGCCCAACCUUCCAGUUCUGGCUGCCACUGCCUGCAUGGGCACAGCUCUCUACAGGACUAGGCCAGCUCUGCAGCUCUGAGACCAGGGCCCUCCGGGGCCAAGGCGAGGCUCCCCAAAGGAAUAGGUACCUACAGUGUUGGCAGUUCCAGGCUUCCCAGCAGGCCAGGUGUCUGGCAAGGGCAUGGCAGCGCUGGGUAGAUGUUCACUGGCUGGAGCAGCUGUCUCGGACCCUGCUCAGACAAUGGCACCUGGACCGGGCCUGGAGGACAUGGCGGAAAAAGGUCCUUCAGCUGCAGGUGGCCCGCCGGCUGCACCAGCAGGAAGACAUCUGGGUCCUUUCCCAGGCCUUUGAAAAGUGGUACCAGCACCUGGUAGCCAGGAGCCCACGAGAGGAACCAGCAGCACCUGUGCCCUGGAAACACUUGACAGCAGCCCAGAUGCAGCAGCUGUGGAAUAAACAGAGCCAAGCCUAGACCUCUGUGGGAAGGAACAGGCCCACAGCUGGAGGGGUCAGCUCCCAGAGCUGGGGGG